UAAAAGUUUGAGAUAAAUCUUAUCUCCAUAUUUCUCUCCCAACCCUUAAAACCCCAAUCCAUUUUCAACAAAUCCGAAGAAGAGAUGGCCACGAUUUCUUCGUCUUCCUUUGUAAUCUCUCCGAAUUUCCUUCAAGAAUCCACAAAACCCUUCAAAACUAAUCACUUAAAACUCAAUUUCAGGCCACAGCCUCUCCCUCUAAAAUUCACUCACAGAAGACUCAAUGCAGUGGCGGAGGACACUUCUGUCGCCACGGCGGACCCCUCCUCUGUCGCGGCCAGAAGAUUGUACGUCGGCAACAUCCCCAGAACUGUCAAGAACGACGAGCUCCAGAAAAUCGUCGAAGAACACGGCGCUGUCGAGAAGGCCGAGGUGAUGUAUGACAAAUACUCUGGUAGGAGCAGGCGGUUUGCAUUUGUGACGAUGAAGACUGUUGAGGAUGCCGCUGCUGCUGCUGAAAAAUUAAACGGCACACAAAUUGGAGGGCGUGAAGUCAAAGUGAAUAUAACCGAGAAACCACUGCAAACAUUGGAAUCGUCAUCAGUUCUGCAAGCCGAGGAUUCUCAGUUUGUUGACAGUCAAUACAAGGUUUAUGUAGGGAAUCUUGCAAAGACAGUAACUUCAGAGUCACUUAAAGCAUUCUUUGCGGAGAAGGGAAAAGCUCUCAGUGCAAAAGUAUCUAGAGUUCCAGGGACUUCAAAAUCUAGUGGAUAUGGCUUUGUUACGUUCACUUCAGAAGAAGAUGUGGAUGCUGCCAUAUCUUCUCUUAAUAAUGCGGUGUUUGAAGGACAGAAAAUCCGGGUUAAUAAGGCGUAGCGUUGCUCAUUUGACCUAGGUGGAAAGAGUGCUGCUUGGGGCAUAUCUUCAUGAAGAAACAACAUCUGGUAUGAAGUUGAACAUAUGAUGAAACUGGAAGUAAAUUGUAACAUUGUACCUGCUUCUUACAUUGUGUAUUUAUGCAAUGUGCUGCGAUGGCGGUGCUCCUUCUCCACGGAAUUGAUGUUUGAUGUAGGUCCAAGUGUCUUAGCUACUUAUGUUUGUGUUCUUUGUUUUGCACUAGAGAAUUUUUGUUGAUGUUAUUACAUGAGUUUUGUACUUUUGUAUGUA
Molecule: messenger RNA, 1107 nt
Organism: Salvia hispanica
Lineage: Eukaryota; Viridiplantae; Streptophyta; Magnoliopsida; Lamiales; Lamiaceae
Gene: PSRP2
Product: RNA-binding (RRM/RBD/RNP motifs) family protein
Biological process (GO): chloroplast rRNA processing
Cellular component (GO): chloroplast thylakoid membrane
Molecular function (GO): mRNA binding
Source: RefSeq, a predicted model, not a curated record